CGGCGCGGAGCACAGCGGGCUGGUGCGGGGGGCGCGGGCUGUGGGCUGCGGCCGGGUGGAGGGAACCAAGCCGGGGGUCAGGCGGGGAGUCUGGGCCAGGCAGGGAGCAGACAUGGCGCCGCGGAGGGCCAGGGCCCGCGCCGCUGCGGGCAGCCUGGGCGCCGAGUAGCCGGGCCGGGCCGGAGCGCGGGCGGCGGCGGCGGAGGCAGCUGCGCCCGCGCCCCCCGCCCUCCCAGGCCCCUCGCCCCGCGCCCGGGCCGCCGGCGAUGGUGACACAUGCGGCGGCGGCGCGCCGGCGGCAGGACCAUGGUUGAGCGCGCCAGCAAGUUCGUGCUGGUGGUGGCGGGCUCGGCGUGCUUCAUGCUUAUCCUGUACCAGUACGCGGGCCCGGGGCUAAGCCUGGGCGCGCCCGGCGGCCGCGCGCCGCCCGACGACCUGGACCUCUUCCCGACGCCGGACCCGCACUACGAGAAGAAGUACUACUUCCCCGUGCGCGAGCUGGAGCGUUCGCUGCGCUUCGACAUGAAGGGCGACGACGUGAUCGUCUUCCUGCACAUCCAAAAGACCGGUGGCACCACCUUUGGUCGCCACCUCGUGCAGAAUGUGCGCCUGGAGGUGCCCUGCGACUGUCGGCCGGGCCAAAAGAAGUGCACCUGCUACCGGCCCAACCGCCGCGAGACCUGGCUCUUCUCCCGCUUCUCCACUGGCUGGAGCUGCGGGCUGCACGCCGACUGGACCGAACUCACCAACUGCGUGCCCGGCGUGCUGGACCGCCGUGAUCCCGCCGCGCUGCGCACGCCCAGGAAGUUCUACUACAUCACCCUGCUGCGGGACCCUGUGUCCCGCUACCUGAGCGAGUGGCGGCACGUGCAGCGUGGAGCCACGUGGAAGACGUCGCUGCACAUGUGCGACGGGCGCACACCCACGCCCGAGGAGCUGCCGCCCUGCUACGAGGGCACGGACUGGUCGGGCUGCACGCUGCAGGAGUUCAUGGACUGCCCCUACAACCUGGCCAACAACCGCCAGGUGCGCAUGCUGGCCGACCUCAGCCUGGUGGGCUGCUACAACCUGUCCUUCAUCCCCGAGGGCAAGCGGGCGCAGCUGCUGCUGGAGAGCGCCAAGAAGAACCUGCGCGGUAUGGCCUUCUUCGGCCUCACCGAGUUCCAGCGCAAGACGCAGUACCUGUUCGAGCGGACGUUCAACCUCAAGUUCAUCCGGCCCUUCAUGCAGUACAACAGCACGCGGGCGGGGGGCGUGGAGGUGGACGAGGACACCAUCCACCGCAUCGAGGAGCUCAACGACCUGGACAUGCAGCUCUACGACUACGCCAAGGACCUCUUCCAGCAGCGCUACCAGUACAAGCGGCAGCUGGAGCGCAGAGAGCAGCGGCUGCGGAGCCGCGAGGAGCGCCUGCUGCACCGCGCCAAGGAGGCGCUGCCGGGGGAGGACGCGGAGGAGCCGGGCCGCGUGCCCACCGAGGACUACAUGAGCCACAUCAUCGAGAAGUGGUAGUGGCGGGCGGCGGGGGAGGUCGCAGGGCCGGGGGAGAAACUGGCACCAGCCGAUGGCAAGUAGGGCCUACCCAAAACUAAGGGGACACCCCCAGCCACUCAUCAGAAGGCACCCCGGGGAAAGCGGAGUGGGCCUGCUGUUUCCCCCGGGUAAGGGCAGCUCGGUAGGUCAGAGGGAAGCUGCUGGAAGGAUGCCUCAGGUAUGGUUGGGUCUUUGGGACGGGGAACAUCUCUGCUCUCCUGGCCCCGUGCCACUCCCAACAGCUGCAGGUUUGGAAAAAAAAAGACACUGUGGAGAGGAUGUGCCGGGUAGACCACGAGUGAGCCCCACCAACUAUGCACGCACCCUACUCUGGCCACCUCUGCCCAGACCACUAGGGACAAGUAACCAGCUCCAAGCAGCAUACCUGAGGCCCCGUGACUUCUGAUGCCCCAGGGCCUGAGAGCCCUCCUCCCCUCUGAACAUAGGCAACUUUCUGAGGUACCUUCAGGCCUAGAGCUCCCCACACCGUCCUGCAGCAAGUGCAGGGGCCACCCCACUGAGGCUGCCUCUAGGCGGCCCACUCUGACCCAUGGUCAAAGCCUGGUCAGCCUGGCCUUUGAGGGUGACCACCCAGGUGGACCAAGCUCAGACAGGUAGGGGAGUGGGUACCAGGAACUCCUUUUAGCCCUGUUCUUUCUGAUCCUCUGCCCCCAGCCCCGUCACUGGGAUGUUUCUUCAAGGGCUCAUGCUGCUCUCAGAGCCCCACAUGUGACAGUACAAGCAGGCUUCCAUGGGCUGGAAUGCAGACCACAGCUGCUAUCUGUGAGCCAUAGCCCUGGGUCAUGAUGGUUCUGGAAGCUUUCAGAUUCUCAGCUGGGGCUGAAAGAAACAGCUCUGUGUCCCAUGCCACACACACCCCCACCCCAUUCCCACCCAGCCUGGGGAAACUCUGGCCAGGCUGUUUCCAACAGCUUCACCAGCUGGCCAGUGACCCUACCAGAAGCCAUGUCACAUAUCCGUUGUAAGCAUUUGCCCCACGCCCCUGUCCAGGAGGCCUAGGUGAGCCCACACCUGAUUAGCAGGUGUGGCUCUUCAGAGGCCAUGUGCCCAGAGACUUUGGGCUGAGCUAGGGCAGGAGGAGGGAGGAGAACAGGUGGGGACUCUUCCCUGCCCUGCUUCCAGUCAGCCAGCCCAGCUGACCCCUCAUGGAGUGAAGGGGCUCACUAGCACAGGAAAAGCUCAGGAGUAGUUGCCCUGGAGCAAGCGGCUUAAUCUUCACUUACCUGGCAUAAGGAUCGCACAGUCAGGAGACUUGGGCUCCAGGUGGGCACCAGCUAGCCAGCCAGGGCCACCUCCGUAGUGAGUGGUCACACUGAGGAGGCAGGCACCAAGGUGAGUUAGUGCUGUGGCUGUUUUAAAGGGAAUUCAAGGCCACUGUGGAGGGAAUCUGCUGUGAUGCUUCUUGUUUUGGGUGAGCACACACUUGGGAGGAGGGCGGGUGGAUCUGGGGAGUCCUGGGGUCUUUCACAAAAAUCACGUGGGUUGCUACAGCCUCCUGUCCAGAAGUGGGCACCCAGUCUCAAGAUGGUCGCUCCACGUGGGCUUUCUGUGUGUACGGCCAGAGUAGAGGAUCUGUUUUGUACAUAUUGGAGAAUGUUUAAACUUACACCCUGCCAUCCCAACUCACGCGGAAGCAUGGGUCUCCCCCAGUCUCUGCUGGUUUGGAAAGUGGUCCCGCCUCAGGCCAGAGUCAGCCAUGGUGCCCCCGCUUCCUCAGCUGUCAAGCCAACACUUCCCACUCAGGCCACCUGCCUUGGGGCAAAGCUUCCUGUGCCCUCAGCAUCUCAUCAGACAUCACAGGAUGGGGUGGCCCUCCUAGCUCUGAGGACCCUGCCCACCCAUGGGCCCUCCCCAGUGCUGAGAGGACAAAAGCAAACACAGCAAGCUAACAACUAGGUUGCCUGGCACCCUACAGACCUGCAGACGUCCCCUCCUGGAGAAGGAAGCAGGGAUGGCCGAACUCUGAGCAACAAGUCUGUGAACUUUUUGGGAACUGGAAGUGUUUAACUUGAACCCAGGAGCAUUUAAAGCUUUAUUUAUUUAUAGCUUCUUAUUAAAAAAAAGUGUUGGGAAAGUUUUUGGUUAUUCAUACAAAAAAUGAUGGAACAGCAAGUCAUAACCAUCUAAUUGUUUUUGUCUAGGUCAAGAAUGAAUGUUAGCAGAUGAAAUAAACUCUGA
Messenger RNA from Castor canadensis (American beaver), 3732 nucleotides. RefSeq names its product heparan sulfate 6-O-sulfotransferase 1 (gene Hs6st1). Lineage: Eukaryota; Metazoa; Chordata; Mammalia; Rodentia; Castoridae. Gene Ontology annotation, molecular function: heparan sulfate 6-sulfotransferase activity. The record is from RefSeq and is a predicted model, not a curated record. Gene Ontology annotation, cellular component: membrane.